Messenger RNA from Thrips palmi, 3095 nucleotides. RefSeq lists its product as uncharacterized. The record is from RefSeq and is a predicted model, not a curated record. NCBI's taxonomy places the organism in Eukaryota, Metazoa, Arthropoda, Insecta, Thysanoptera, Thripidae. The coding region runs from base 818 to 2575 and encodes 585 amino acids. The transcript is spliced from 15 exons.
UUGUGAAGCCGGAUGUGUGUGCCGUUGCAUCUUUUUGAGUAUCCUUCUUCCUUUCCUUUUUGAAUCAAUCAUUUUCGUUUUCCGCCGCGCCUGAAGAAAGAUGUAGGGAAUAUUUGCGACCAAAGAGAAGUACUAUCAUCGCCUUUGCCUCUCGGUUUCGGGCCUGUUGUGAAAUGCCAUAACCUCCGUAGGCAACCUUAGCACCUUUGUGUAUUUCUUGCUGUCUGUGGCUUAUCUCAUGCCCUAACAGUAAAACAUUCUUACCGUUUAAUGCCUGCUUCGCUUUCCAUCGUCCGCUUUCAAUUCUCUAGCGUUGGCGUACUUGCAAGACCCAAAAAUAUUGAGAAGGUUGUUCGUGUUCUGCUGUCCUGCUCUUCCUGUUUGUUAGCUGGCUUCUAGAAAAGCUGAGUCUGCUUACCUUGGUUAACGUCUUCUCGGCCCAAAGCACCAUACUUCAAAGUUGAAAUCGUUGUUCGUGUUUUGGUUCUGCCGCCCUGGUUAUGCUGCUUGCUGGCGUGCUCCUGAGUGGCUGUCUCCGCUCAUCUUCUUUAUCGUCUCCACUCCCUGGUCUUGUUUUGCAAUUGUUUGUUGUUCGUGUUUUGGUUCUGCCGCCCUGGUUAUGCUGCUUGCUGGCGUGCUUCUGAGUGGCUGUCUCCGCUCAUCUUCUUUAUCGUCUCCAUUCCCUGGUCUUGUUUUGCAAUUGUUUGUUGUUCGUGCUUUGGUUCUGCGGCCCUGCCUUUGCUGUUUGCUGGCUGGGUUGUGAGGCUCAUCUUGGUUACCUUCCCGAAUUCUUGGUCUUGUUUUGCAAUUUGUUGUGAUGGGUUCACUACCUCAACUGUCCAAAGACAGCUCCGUGGCUGAAGUGCAGGCUUUCCUCUCUGGAUAUACUAAUUUGAAACCAGAGACCUUGGAUUGCCUCCGCUGCAAUGAUAUUGAUGGAGAUAUGCUGUUGAGCUUUACAGAUAAGAUUUUGAUUGAAAAUUUUAGCAAAGAUAUCAAUUAUGCUCAAAGGCAAGCAUUAAUGAAAAUUAUUGAGAAAUUUGGGAACCCCGCUCCUCCUCCUGCUGAUAAUCUCACUACUGAAGAGGGAGCUUCUGUUACAUCUAUUGUGGUCACUGACGACUCUGAUGAUCUUGGGGUUCGUGAGUUGGGAGGAUACAUUGACGACAAUGGUAUUCUUUGUUGCAACUCUACUAAUGAGGCAAUAAUGUUUGACAUUCACCCAUGCAUCAGUUCCUCUAUCAUAAAAAAAAGGAAGAAAAGGGAAUCAGAUGUUGCUAGUAAGAGUAAAGCUUCCAAAGUGGAUGCGUAUAGUGUGGAACCCAUGGAUGUUUUAGGGAUCUUGAAUGAUACAGAGGCUGGCAAAAAGGUUCGGAAUUUCAUUAAAGAGAAAGGAGGACUAGAUGUAUCGCAUCAGACUUCACUUUUGAACAUUCUAUUUCGACACGUGACCGUCGGCCGAGAAAGCCCCUUGAAGUACUAUCCAGAAAGCCAAGUAAAAAUAUCUAUGGCCAAAGGUAUUACAAAGGAUUUUCCCGAACUAGCUGAUGAAGGGGACUGUCCUUGGGCAUCCUGGCUUCGCAUAGUGAAGACAAAGUUUGAGACGGUCCAAUCAAAAUUACCUCCUGAAAAGAAAAAGAACUCCAAAAGAGUUUCAUCUGAUAAGUCAAGUAAGGCUAAAGGAAAAGCUGGUCCAUCAUCUGCUGGUGCCAAAAUCACAACAAGUGAUAGUCAAAUUGAACCUGAUGAUAUAACUAACUCAAAGAAAUCUUGGAUGCGUGAUGCUGUACCAACUAGCAGAAAUAAGGACGAAAUAAGUAGAGCUUUACAUGCAACAUACCAGGGGAGACGGAAUUGGAUAUUAAACGAGAGACCAACUUGCACUGACAUUUUGGAAGAAUACCCACAUCUUGCCAGUUACGAAGGAGAAAUGAUAUCAGAAGAAUUCUCUCGCAUUGAACCAUUGGAAGUUGAUAUUGUACCCAGGUUUAAAAAGAUAGCUAAUUAUAUUGUGAAACAUUGUUCACUGGUGAAACCUGACAUGUUUACUGAAGUCAAUGCUUUAUUUGACAUUGAAGAGCUGCAGGCCCUUGUGCUCCUACCCAAACUUCUGACCCUUACUCUUAACUCCAAAACUGCGCCACAAGAUCAUUUGGAACAUUUCAAAUUAUUCAAGGAGUCAAUUCAGAAAUUUCCAAGUAGCGCUUUGUUGCAAAUUGUGCCGGAAGGAACAGAUGUAGAAAGCUAUGACUCAGUGGAAACACGCAAGGAUAUUCCAUCACCAAUGUUUCCCUUCCUUCUGUGGACAACUAAAGAUCGUCUCUCAGGCAAAAUGUAUCUUAAAAUUGACAAGAAAACAUUCCUUGUUGGAUCCGUAGACAAUGUAAAUGCCGGUGAAAUUGUAAUCAAGGCUAUUGCUCUAGCCAUGAAGGCGCAUUUUGUUUUCAAUCUUGCAUAUCACCCAUACAUGAGGGCUGUAUUCAAUUACUUUGAAUGCCUUGCUGGUAUCAAUCAAAAUCCUUUGGUCACUGUGUCAAAAUUGAAUGCUGCUGUAAGAGCUUUAGUUCAGAAGUAGGACUGAUUCAAAGAAAGAAAUUUUAGACAUAUAGAAUGCUUGAUUUAGUAGUUUAAAAUUUUCAUUCUGUAAUAUUUUACAUGUUAUAUUUGCUACAUUUUAAUUUUAAAGUUUAGAACUUUGAUUGGUGUUAAUUGAAGUCUUAAAGUAAAUGUUUCUAAAAUUACUGCUGUGAGCCUGUUUUCAAAUCUUUAUGAGGGCUGUUAUCAAUUACUUUAAAUGCCUGGCUGGUAUCAAUCAAACUCCAUUGGUUAGUGUGUCAAAAUUGAAUGCUGCUGUAAGAGCUUUAGUUCAGAAGUAGGACUGAUUCAAAGAAAGAAAUUUUAGACAUAUAGAAUGCUUGAUUUAGUAGUUUAAAAUUUUCAUUCUGUAAUAUAUUACAUGUUAUAUUUGCUACAUAUUAAUUUUAAAGUUUAGAACUUUGAUUGGUGUUAAUUGAAGUCUUGAAGUGAAUGUUUCUAAAAUUGCUGCUGUGAGCCUGUUUUCAAAUCUUUAUGAAGGCUGUUAUCAAUUACUUUGA